Diorhabda carinulata is the source of this 1364-nucleotide messenger RNA. Its product is annotated as RAB6A-GEF complex partner protein 2. The record is from RefSeq and is a predicted model, not a curated record. Gene Ontology annotation, cellular component: Golgi membrane; Ric1-Rgp1 guanyl-nucleotide exchange factor complex. The coding region runs from base 65 to 1219 and encodes 384 amino acids. Gene Ontology annotation, biological process: retrograde transport, endosome to Golgi. Lineage: Eukaryota; Metazoa; Arthropoda; Insecta; Coleoptera; Chrysomelidae. The transcript is spliced from 4 exons.
UGACAUUUGAUUUGUGUCACAACACAAUAGUAGAAAAACAUAUUUUCAUUAAAAAAUUUAAACAAUGAUUGAAGUGGUAGCAAAACUACCCCACGGUCAUGUUUUUCUAUCAGGUGAAACUUUAGAAUGUAGUGUGACGUUUAAUCAUCCACCUUCUCCGAAUCAUACUGUAUCUCAGAGUCAUAUUGAUGUCUUCGAGAGUUUAGCUUGGGCCUCAGCUCAAAUACAUUGUCACUGUUUCACUGAUUCAAAAGUUGCAAAAGACAGAGGAGGUGAAAAUGUCUCAAAUUUUCCUGGUACUGCUUUAAGCGUCAAUAUUAAUGAACAUGCUAAAGUAGAAGUAGCUACCAAACCUAAAAUACUUUUUUGUGAUCUUAGAUUAUCCCCUGGGCAAUCAAAAACUUAUAUUUAUCGAGAGAAGAUACCAAACGAUUCCCCACCUUCUUAUAGAGGACAAUUAGUUAAAUACUCAUAUAAAAUAACAAUAGGCACACAAAGAGUUAAUAGUCAAAUCAAAUUACUGAGAGUACCAAUUAGAGUUUUACCACUUUGCGAAACUUUAAUGAACGAUGCUGUAGCCAUGUGUAAUGAUACUACAGAAGAACUUACACCGGCAAAUCCAUUUUUAGAGAUUAGAAAAAAAGAAAGUCCUUUGGAGAUUGCACUACAAAGUCUACAAAAUAUAACAGCUAGAAGAAACCCAAACUCUUAUAUGAUAACAAACACUUGGGGAAAAGUAGCUAGAUUCUGCCUUUUUAAACCAUCUUAUAAACUAGGAGAAGAUAUUAUUGGCACUUUUGAUUUUACUGUAGCUACUGUUAGUUGUAUACAAGUAUCUGUAUCACUCCAAUGCGAAGAAAAGACAAAUUUAGAAAAUAGUGAAGAACCCAAGACAAGAAUUAUCACCUUUGGUAAUUUUCAUGAUGUAUGUUUAGGGUAUGAUUAUACCCAGCUUAUUCUACCCAUACCGCUACACGUUACACCCGAUUUUUCCACCAAAUUAGUCAGUCUAACAUGGAGGUUACACUUUGAAUUUGUUACAAGCACUAAUAAAGGGCUGUUAUUACCGUCAAAGGAAGAUACCGAAUGGCAGGCACCUUCAGAAGUUACAGUUGAAACUAUGGUUUGGAGUUUACCCAUUAAAUUAUAUUCAACAAUUCCUACACAUGUCGCACAAGGUGUUUUAUCCAAUAACGUGCAUAAGUUGACAAUUAGAUGAAAUGUUCAGAAGAAUACUGUUUUUAUUAAUAAAACUUUAUUGUGAAAAACAUGAAGUUUGUAUGGAUGAAAACUAAUUAGUGAAAUAAUAACAAAAUACUUUAUAAAUCAUAUUAUAAAAAAAAUAAAUGAACAAUAUGAAUUAA